Moesziomyces antarcticus is the source of this 1020-nucleotide messenger RNA. RefSeq names its product chromatin modification-related protein YNG2. Gene Ontology annotation, cellular component: nucleus. The record is from RefSeq and is a predicted model, not a curated record. The transcript has 3 exons. Gene Ontology annotation, biological process: regulation of DNA-templated transcription. Bases 1 to 1020 code for a protein of 339 amino acids. Lineage: Eukaryota; Fungi; Basidiomycota; Ustilaginomycetes; Ustilaginales; Ustilaginaceae.
AUGAUGUACAUCGAGGACCCUGCCGAGAUUGCUGCGAUUGCGACCGAGUUCAUCUCAAACCUUGACAAUCUGCCGCAAGAGGUUAGUCACCUCGUCAAGGAGAUCGAGCACAAGGAUGUCAAGAUUCAAGACCUCAUGCCGAAGAUCGCAGCCAGGGAAGCUCAACUCAGGGAGCUGCUGCAGAAAAGCGGGAGUGGACUGGCCAACCCAGCGGGCAAUCUUUCGGAAGCGGACCGCGUCAAGGCGGACAAGCUGGCGGAAAAGAUCCGAACCGACUAUGGACGAGCGGACGAGUGGGGCUCGCAGAAGGAGGCACUGAGCCUGCGUCUGUGGCGCUCGAUCCAUGCGCAUCACAAGCAUCUGAAGGAGGAGAUGGCCAAGAUCAGCCCGUCGGUGCUGAACAACUAUGCGUCGACAGCUUCGAUCGGCACACCGCAAGUGCCGUCGUUGUCUGGGCUCCCCGCAGCGCUGGCUGGGCUCAAGAGUCCUGCGGUGGAGCUCGACUCGCCACUGGCUGGCCUCAAGCGCAAGGGUAGCCUGCUGUCGCCCGGCGUUGGAACGCUCACACCCGGCACACCGAUGAGUGCCGCCGCGCGAGCUCGAGCUGGCGGUCGCACUACGCCGGGCGAAGGGUCGCCUGCUCCCCCCGAACGGGGCCUCGGGAGCUCGAUUCGCGGUGUCGGAGGCGGUCGCAAAGCACGCGGCGGAUCGCUGUCGGUGAGUGGACCGGGUCGAUCGGCGUUGUCGCAAAGCACCGAGUUUGGCUCGCUCGGCGGGCUGGAGGGCUUCGAGGGAGAAGGUGGCGAGGGCGAAGAGGGCGAGGAGAAGGACGAUACGCCGUACUGCUUCUGCCAGCGCGUGUCGUUCGGCGAGAUGAUCGGAUGCGACAACGCCGAAAACGACCCGGACUGCAAGGAGUGGUUCCACAUUGGCUGUGUGGGCGUCACCAAGCCGCUGCCGCAGAAGUGGUACUGCUCGGAAUGCCUGGCGAAGCUCAAGAACAAGCGUCGACGUCAGUAA